Messenger RNA from Thrips palmi, 3031 nucleotides. RefSeq names its product ionotropic receptor 93a (gene Ir93a). Lineage: Eukaryota; Metazoa; Arthropoda; Insecta; Thysanoptera; Thripidae. The transcript has 19 exons. Gene Ontology annotation, molecular function: glutamate-gated receptor activity. Gene Ontology annotation, biological process: monoatomic ion transport. The record is from RefSeq and is a predicted model, not a curated record. Gene Ontology annotation, cellular component: membrane. Bases 41 to 2596 code for a protein of 851 amino acids.
CCUCCACGACGCGGACGCUGUCUCCUCCAGGCUCCCCGCCAUGCUGCCCGCGGCCCUGCUGGCGUGCUGCAUGUUGCUGACGGCGCGCCCGGCGCGCGCCGCCGUCUCCUACAACUACGACCUGACGAACGCCACGCUGGCCCUGGUGAUCGACGAGCACUUCCACUCGGCCGACAAGGACAAGACGAGCGUGGAGGACUCGCUGCGCGCCUACCUGGGCACCGCCACGCUGCAGUUCCUCAAGCACGGCGGCCUCAACGUCGAGUUCCACAGCAUGGCCGACGCCAACCUCCGGCCAGACUUGACGGCCGUCAUGACGAUCGGCAACUGCAUCGACACCUGGCGGCUGUACCGCCAGAUGGAGGACGAGGGCCUGCUGCACUUCGCGCUCACGGACGCGGACUGCCCGCGGCUGCCCCGCCACGUGGGGGUGACGGUGCCGCUGACGGAGCGGGGCGGCGACCUGCCGCAGAUGAUCCUGGACAUGAAGGUGGAGCACGUCCUCGCGUGGAAGAGCGCCAACAUCCUGCACGACCACACGCUGGACUCCAAGCUGCUGGACCGCGUGCUGGCCGCCCUGACGGCCGACACCUCGGGGGCGCUGCCCUCCACCGUGGCGGCCUUCCACAUCCCCACGGAGCAGGCCGACUGGAAGAGGCGGAAGCGGGUGGAGAACGUCCUCAGGUCGCUGCCGCUGUCGUGGCUCGGCCAGCGGUUCAUCGUGGUGGUCGCCUCCGACAUGGUGGGCGUCGUCAUGGACGUGGCCAAGUCCCUCGACAUGGUGCACCCGCAGUCCCAGUGGCUGUACGUGCUGACGGACACGUCAUCCGCCAGGGACAGCCUGGCCACGUACACCAGCCUGCUGUCCGAGGGCGACAACGUGGCCUUCGCGUCCAACUACACGUCGCGGCAGGCGUUCUGCCAGACGGGCAUGCUGUGCCACGCCUACGAGAUGCUGCACGCCUUCCUGGUGGCGCUGGACCGCUCGGUGCAGGACGAGCAGGACAUGGCGACGCAGGUGUCGGACGAGGAGUGGGAGGCGAUCCGGCCGUCCAAGGAGGACCGCGUCGUGAUGCUUCUGUCCCACAUCAAGGACUCGCGCGACGACUUCCUGGACGACAGCCCGUCCGUGGUGCGCAGGCCCGCCAGGCCCUUCGUGCGCGGGCGGCUGGUGUCCGUGGGCUGGUGGCGGCCCAGGGAGGGGCUCACCCUGCAGGACGCCCUGUUCCCCCACGCCGCCUACGGCUUCAAGGGCAGGAACCUGCCGCUGCUGUCCUUCCACAAUCCGCCCUGGCAGAUCAUCGUGUCGAACAGCACGGGGCACGUCACUGCCUACAAGGGCCUCGUGUUCGAGAUCGUCAACGAGCUGGCCAAGAACUUGAACUUCACGUACACCGUCAUGUUCCCGCACCCCACUGACUACGGCUUCACCAACGACUCCGAGAUCUACACGUCAAGGACGCAGGACGGCGACCUGAACAACGCCUUCUCGCUGAACGUGUCGUGGGACAGGAUGCUGCAGAUGGUUCGCGACAACAAGGUGUUCCUGGGCGCGGGGGCCUUCACCGUCACGGCGGAGCGCAAGCAGCUGGUCAACUUCACCCGCGCCAUCAGCGACCAGCCCUACCAGUUCAUGGUGGUGAGACCCAGGGAGCUGUCCCGCGCGCUGCUCUUCAUGUCGCCCUUCACGGCCAUGACGUGGCUGUCCAUCGCCGUGUCCGUGGCCGCCAUCGGCCCGGUGCUCCACUGGAUCCACCGGCUCAGCCCUUACUACGAGUACCACGGCCAGCGCGGCGGCAAGGGCGGCCUCAACUCCUUGACCAACUGCCUGUGGUACGCGUACGGCGCGCUGCUGCAGCAGGGCGGCGCGUACCUCCCCGACGCGGACAGCGGCCGCCUGGUGGUGGGCACCUGGUGGCUGGUGGUGCUGGUGCUGGUGACCACGUACUGCGGCAACCUGGUGGCCGCCCUCACCUUCCCGCGGCUCGAGACGUCCAUCACGUCCGUGGAGGAGCUGGUGGACGCCAGCAACGGCCUCACCUGGGGCUUCCGCAAGGAGUCGCCGCUCUUCGAGCACAUGAAGACCGCACCCAUCGCCCGGCUGACGCCCGUUCUGGACGGCGCCGAGCUCCACGAGGAGGAGAACGAGGUGCUGUCGCGCGUGCGCGCCGGCACGCACGUGUACAUCGACUGGAGGGUCAACCUGCUGCAGCUCAUGAAGAGGGACUUCCACAGCAACGGCCGCUGCGACUUCUCUAUCGUGAGCGUCCACGACUUCCUGGAGGAAGAGUUGGCCAUGAUCAUGGCCCAAGAAAGCCCCUACCUCAACGUCGUGAACGACGAGAUUCGGCGCAUGCAGCAGGUGGGGCUGGUGGAGAAGUGGCUGAAAGACUACCUCCCGAAGAAGGACCGUUGCUGGAGCACUUCCAGCCUGGAGGCCAACAACCACUCCGUCAACCUGGGGGACAUGCAGGGCUGCUUUUUCGUCCUGUUCUUGGGUUUCAUUGUGGCGGCCAUGCUGAUUCUAAUAGAGUGCUGCUGCCGGAGAUGGCACACCGCCAAGGACAAGAAGGUCAUCAAACCGUUCGUUCCGUGAUUCUUUUUUCCAGUGUGGAAAAACACACUCCAUGCAAAACAUGGUUCGGACGUCAUGCGCUUUGGAAAACAAUAACAGGUUGUUGUUGUGCAGCGUCCGCGAUGUAUUGUGUGUGUGAGUGCAUGUGUGUGUAUGUGUGAGUUUGUAAGUUAUGUAAGUGUGAAUGCUUUCUUAAAAUUUGAAUAAAAUUGUGUCGAAAUGAUUGCCGAUCUUAUUGAAAUUAUGUGGCGAUACAAAAAGACAGUUUACCCAGAUAAUAACCUUACUUUAUUUCAAUGAAAUGGCAAGGUGCCGCUACCCAAAAGCAAAAUGAAAGCAAAACAGAAAAGCAAUGUCAAUUGGGCCCCCGCAACGGGGACCCAGCGUGACUAGUGGUCACAUUCACGCACACAAAACUAGCCAACCACGACAACUGGAACGAAAAAUAUGGACUUU